AUUUCACGCGUCCCGCGACUUUCCGCCGGUCUAAGUUCAAGAUGUCAGCGAAAACGUUAGGAGUUUUCUUAACAAGAUAUUUACUGUUUUUUGGCUUCUCGUUACUUUUCAUUAAAAGAUCCGAAAGUCUUAUUGUCGAGGGGACAAUUUCUACGAAAGAGCAAUGGGUAUUUGUCGCAAGGUUCUGUUACAAGCAUUUUUCAGAUGAUAAUCAUGGUGCAGUUGAUUUUUAUUUUGAAUACCCAAUGACAUUAUGCUGUUCCAAUCCACAAUUAGCUAUUCUUUAUUAUGACACUCAGUGGAAAGAUGUUUACCCAAAGUCAGACAUGCCAUGCCAAUCAAAGGUCGACAGAACAGUACCAGGGAACAACCAAAUCUUGAGACUAGAACCCUAUGGGCAGUGUGAUUCAGUCAUAAGAGAAGGGAAUCAGUAUGUAGUUUGCAAAGGCUCAAGGAAAUUUAUCUCAUCAAGAGCUAGAUGGUGGUAUAUUGUGUUGUCUCAUUGCAACUCAUCCGCAGGUGUGCAAAUGAAGUACAGGAUGGAACUAACAAAUGGAAAUACAUUUUGGACCAAGCAUUUCUCGGCAGAUGAGCAAGUUAUUCUAGAGCCAAACAUCGCCUUCUUUUUGAUGACCUUCUGCAUGUUCCUUUGUAGUGUCAUCUUAGCAAGUGUCCUCAAAACGAGACAGCUGUUUCAUUAUACAUACAAAAUGUUCAUGGUGUCUCUUUUUCUCGAGUUGGUAUCUUUGAUGUUUGAUCUAAUUUACUACGUUGAGUAUGGGAAAACUGGAAUACCAAAUAGAGCCUACAAAGUUAUUGAGCAAGGCUGCCACUCAGUUGGUGAUAUGGCUCUUCUGCUGUUCUUGAUACUCUUAGCCAAAGGAUGGACUGUGACAAGAGGAAGAAUAAGCUCGUCUGGACAAGUGAAACUCGGCGUGUUUUUCACGCUCUAUUCGAUUACUUAUGCUGCUUUGUAUAUUUAUGAAGCCAAGGCGUUUGACCCCGGUGAAGUGCUGUAUCUUUACGAAAGCCCAGCUGGUGUUGGUCUAUGUGUCAUGCGCCUUAUCGCAUGGAUUUGGUUCUGCUACGGAACUUUCUUCACGUUGAAGCAUUACCCUAAUAAAAGCGCAUUUUACUACCCUUUCUGGUUCUUUUAUACUUUUUGGUUUCUAAGUGGCCCAGUAUUUGUCCUCAUUGCUACCUAUGUACUUGACCCGUGGGUUAGAGCAAAAGUAAUCAACGGUAUCAACAGGGCUGUUGCGUUCUGUGCCUAUUUUUUCUUUUUGAUACUGACUAGGCCCUCUGCUGCAAAUACGAAUUUUCCAUAUCAUGUGCGGACCUCCCAGAUUGGCGUUAUAAACAGUGACAGUGCGGAAAAUUUUGCAAAGCAUCAGUAUGCUCCAUCUGCUGAAGGCUCUCUCGAUUCUAACGGGCGACCGUUCUCUGAUAUUGCAGCCAUGUUUAGCACCAAAAGCAACGAACAGGUAACGUUUGGCCACAUUCCUAAUACAAACAACGGCAGUGCAUCUCAAAAUGGACAGACUUUGCUGAACGGGACAGCCAGUAGCACGACGUCGAGUACAAACAGCUCACCUUCAGAUCAUGCCAUCCAACCAAAUUUUAAUCUAUUCCAAGCAUCGCAACGACCUCCAGCCUACUAAAAGAGCAGUGGCUUUAGCUUCUGUAAACAAAUAUUUCCUAUCGCCACUUUUUUAUGGAUAUACACGAUUCUUCUCUCCAACAAAAGAACAGAAGCAAGCUAAAUUCGAUUCCUCCACUGGUUGAUAAAUGAACAGCAGAGCUUCUGUGCAAACGCCGCAUGGUACGAGUUCACUAUGGUGUUGGUUUUGCCCGUAUUUGCACGUUUAAGUCGUUAAAGAUUUAAGAACAUUUAGAUACGUAGCAAAGAAACCUCUUUGACAAUAAAUUAGAAGAUAAUCUGUUUAUUGCUUACAUACGUGUAAAUAUUAGUUCCUCAGAAAACUACUUGGAAUUGAAUUGGUUUGAACAAACUUACGAUUAAAUUAAUUUCAGGUUUACAGCGAGUAGAAGUGAAUUGUUUAAGUAAGCUUCUAUGGAAACCCAAAGCAGCACACCUUGUUAUCUGUAAGUUUUGGGAAGCGCACGUUUGUAGUUACACAUUUUUGGUUCCACUUUGCUACAAAGCCUUGUGUAGAGUUUUCUUAACUGUGUGAGUGGAACAAGCAGUCUAAUUGGUUCACGUUUUUACAAUUGGACUCUAGCUUGUUCUCAUCGGAUUUCCUAGCUUGGAUUAAUUUUUCAAAGCUGUUUUCAUAACCCACGAUGAUAAAAUUGUGUUAUUAGAAAGGUUCACAAUUGAGGGAUGUAGCCUUAUUUUCAUUCACGAAUCCUUUGUGACCUUUGUGAUCAACUGUUUUGAAUGUUUUCCUACAUUUUUUCUGCUAGUUGCAUGGAUUUUCUCUAAAUGUCGGUUCUAAAGGUCGUCUCCUUUUUAAAUUAAGCAUUUAUGUAUCACAACCAUUUAUGUGCAAGCACAAGUAGUAGACGACGCGUGGAAAAUGCGAAUCUUUUUAUUGGAAUUUCCAUUUAUUUGCACUGUGCACUGUGUAGUGAUACGCUGCAUUUUGUUAUUAAUUCCUAAUGCACUCGGAAUUGCUUGCAUCGUUUGAAUCAUUUGGUCACACACGCACCUCACGCAUGUACAUAAUGCUGAAAAAGCAGGGGAAAAGUUACUCUAGAUGAUAGCCUAUGGAUUGUGUUCUUGGGUUCUUUGAACCAUUUUUACAGAGUUAAAAACCAUUUGUGUUUACUUUUCCUAGCAAGGGGCACUUUUCCCAGAAAGGAUCGCUUUUUCCAAAAGAGGCAUUUUCUCAAAAAGAGUGGUUGUCAAUAUUGGUAGAAGACAUUUUAACCAUCAUCUUUGGAGAAUAUGUUAAUAUGCCCGACAGCUCAUUCUUUGACCCCGCAGAUUUUCGCUGGAAGGUCUUCAUAAGCAAUAUCGCGAUUCUUUCAUUCUUAAAUAAUUUGCUUUUGAUUACCGGUAGAUCUUUUUUCCUGAGUGUAAAUGUUUGUGAAUUUAACAGUAUCCCUUCAAGGCGUAUUAUAGUUAGCACGUUUGACCAUAUUCGAAAUAUAUUUAUAGUUGCUUCAGGAUCUUUGACUGUAAAUCUUUCCGUUUUAUUGGCUGUAUAUAAUAUAUGGUAUGUAAUACUUCUACUUGGCCUUUGUUGCACAAACUGCAUUGAGCAAUUCGUUGAACGUAGUCGCUUUUUAGCUGCAUCCACUACUUUUAGAGAGAACGUAAUACAUUUGAAACUAUCUGAUAAAAUUUUUAGGCCUACCAUAAUGGGUGUAUAGAAUUACAAUGCCUGCCAAAAGUCUUGGAACACUGACAUCCCCCUCUCCCCCACGGAACAAUGUUGGUUUACUAUGAAAUGGGUUGCGAUUUUAGGAAACACUUUCUUGCAGUUUUUAAUGAUAUUAUCUACAGUGUUUUAGGGGGGGGGGGGUAAUAGCUUUUUUUCGGAAAAGGAAUGAAAAACAUAAAAUGCAACGCAACUUGCUGGGUAUUCCAAUUGGGGGCCUGUCACACUGGGAAUUUAGAAAAUAUCUUGUCUCUUAAUGUUGGCGAAAUGGGUCAGUUUUUCCUAGUUUUUCAUUGAUUACCUGAAAAGCCAAAGAGGUCGCCCCAAAUAAGAUUUAAGGGUUUUAAAUUUUCUGUUAAGAAGAGAUAUUGACAAAAACAGUAUAUUAAUUAAGAUGAUUGAUAGGGUGCAUGGAUACAAAUAUGCGAUAGCAAACAUGAAUAGAUUUUUCCUCAAAAAGGUGCUUCUUUUAUCUACGUUUUAUUGUCCUUUGUUGGGUGAUGUGCGUCUUGACAAUGUACAUACUGAAGUUACCUUAAUUUGCACUUAUGAAUACAAAAUAAAAACACAUUAACUUAUGUUUAUUGUUAAUCUUACGUUUGAUAUCUUUUUAAUAAACUUGUAUCCUUAUUUCAUUUCGGAAAUUUCGUAUGAAGAGUUUAGAGCAGA
Rhopilema esculentum is the source of this 4016-nucleotide messenger RNA. Its product is annotated as transmembrane protein 145. Lineage: Eukaryota; Metazoa; Cnidaria; Scyphozoa; Rhizostomeae; Rhizostomatidae. The record is from RefSeq and is a predicted model, not a curated record. Gene Ontology annotation, biological process: G protein-coupled receptor signaling pathway; response to pheromone.